AACACUCUUCAUUUUAUGAUGGCAAUGGCGAGGCAUAUAGAACAGAACGGGAAGAAAGCUCACCGAGACAGACGGGAAGACCGAAGACGUUGAAUCCGAUUAAUCACCGACUUCCCGAAACGAUUCUCAUUUCUGGGUUUAAUUAUUCAUUAUCCUCACCAACGCAAUGUGGGUUCAUCGCUUCGAUUCUUCACUCUUGUUCUUUCAAUUUUUCUUCCUCUUUCCUUCAACAAUUUCAGCGAUCAGGAGUAAUAUUGGCUUGGCAGUAAAUAGCUCAUGUAGGAGCACUGUUCAGGGAAGAUAUUUAUUGACUGAUGAUAACGGCUAUGUAUGUGAUGCUUUGUCUGUUGAUCCACUAUCUCAUUGCUGUCUUGGGAAAGGGGAGAAAUUUCCUUGUCAUGGCUGCAAUCUUGUUUCACAAUGUUGCAAUUCAUAUGAAUACUGUGUUUCAUGCUGCCAGAAUCCUUCAAGGACAAAAAGGGAGCAAAUACUAAAAAUCAAAAUUGCCAAGCCAGCCACUGCAGGGACAUAUGCCAGCGUCUUUGAUUUCUGUGUUGGGAGGUGUCGUCACAAUUCUGAGAGUGUUGUGCAUGAAAAUGCUUAUCACAGUGCUUACCAUCAUUGCUUUUCUCUGCCGUCAUAUUCUUCAGGAGUCAACGGCACACAACUAGAAUUCAGACUCAAUGGCAUCAAUGUCGUUAUUGGAAGACAAGGAGAGUCAUGUGAUUCAGUUUGCAAGUCGAAUGAACAAUCGUGUGUCCCAAACAAGAUUUUGGUCCUAAAUCACUGUGACAUUAUGAAAAAAUACUUGAGCUGCAAAGGAGGUUGCUUAGCAAGUGCUGGGGCUGAUCAACCUGCUGAAGUUGCUUUUGAUGCUCCUAAAGAAUUGAAUCCAGGAGCAUGCUUAUAUAGUAGCGCACAGUCAAUGGUUUCUUGUGAUGGCUCACAUCCACAUACCAGGAGGCUUUGCCCUUGUGCCUAACUUGUACAUUUUCUAGGUAUAUUUUUACUUCUACAAUUCAAAAACAAAAUCAAAAUCAUAAUCAAAGUUUGCUCUUCUGUUAAGUUACAUUUGCAGGGGUUUCCAUCAUUUUCAUGCAGAUGGAAGGAAGUAUAUUUUCAGCUCAACAGUUAAACUUUAUUUGUUUAUUCUUUUAGUCUAGAGGAAAAUGUUAAAAAUUUUCAUUCCGAGUGUUCUGCACAAAUGUUUUCAGGUCAUGGCACUUUUACCCCCUUCAUUUCUUUUCUGAAAUCUGCUUGUGAUUGGGAGAAAAAGAUUUCUCUGGAGAAUAUGGUAUCUAGAAAGUGUUCUUGUAAGAUUAGUGUAACAGGUUUAGGGAGUAAAGAAAGAUUUUCAACUCAUGAGGCAUUCAUUCUAGCUUAACAAGGAAUACAUAUUCUCGACCACAAAAUUAGAGGUUCAAAUUUGCGUUCUAAUGUGUUGAACUCAACAACAAUAAUUGUUAUUAUCAUAUGAUACCAUUCUUUUUA
Molecule: messenger RNA, 1491 nt
Organism: Benincasa hispida (wax gourd)
Lineage: Eukaryota; Viridiplantae; Streptophyta; Magnoliopsida; Cucurbitales; Cucurbitaceae
Product: glycosyltransferase family protein
Biological process (GO): positive regulation of SREBP signaling pathway
Source: RefSeq, a predicted model, not a curated record